UCAUGUUAAAACUAAUGCCACCAAUUGAUUUUUAACUUUAAACACAAGUAUGUUGUUUUGAAUUUAAUUAACAACAUAAUAUUUCAAUACAACAAAAUGCAGUAAAUUAAAUCCAACGUAAAAAGUUCAUUUAAACUGAAGAGCACUUUAAUUUAAAGAGGAUUGUCCUAAUAGGCUCUCCGUACUUCUGAGUUUGCACAUGUGCAGUGUGGAAGUUUGAUCAUCCGCCAUUUUCAACUGAGACUUGCAUAUGCUUAGCAUCCUGGAUAGAAUCCAUCGCCAUCUGAGGAUUAUUUGUUUCCAUUGGUUAUCAUCGCUACCGAAGACAGGAAAUCAUCAAAGACAUGCCAUUCAUUGCAGAGGUCAACAACAGAUGGCCUGCCCUGUUUUCAGAGACUGAGGUUGUUGCGGAGUUCACCUGCAUCACCAUGGUCCCUUUGUUGUCGACUUUCAUGGCCAAGCUGGACCACUACGCUGACAGCCUUCUUGGAGUGUUCAAAAAGAAGGGGGGAACAGCUAAACGCAAUAUCAACUUAAUCAUGGCAGCCAUGGAUGGGAAUCCCAGCGUUGAUGUUCGACGGGAAUGCAUUCUGAAAGCUGUCUGUGUCUACUUAAAUGAAAAGCCAGAUGACCUGUUCAAGGAAUUCUUGGAUGUGGAUCUUGAAGAAACGGAGCAGCUGACUUUGGGAGUCUAUGUUGUCAGACAUGAAGGAGCAAACUCUGCAGAUACACCUGAGGACAUUGGUGUCAUCAUAGAAGGAUGCACUGUGCUGCAAGCUCUUAGUGAUGUGGCAAAGAGGUGUGCGCUCCUGCUUGGGCUAAUCUACAGUCUAAAUCUGAGCUACCCAAAGCACCUGAAAUACACAUUUGAAUUUCUUCAGAAGGUGCUGCUGGAGUUGGAUGGGAACAACCGACCCAUGAAGGUGCAGGUUCUGAAAAACAAACUGCUUGAGUGA
Pelmatolapia mariae (spotted tilapia) is the source of this 956-nucleotide messenger RNA. RefSeq lists its product as uncharacterized. Bases 345 to 956 code for a protein of 203 amino acids. The record is from RefSeq and is a predicted model, not a curated record. The transcript is spliced from 5 exons. NCBI's taxonomy places the organism in Eukaryota, Metazoa, Chordata, Actinopteri, Cichliformes, Cichlidae.